AUGAGUGAAGAGCAGCAGACCGUCGAUACGAAAGUAGUAGACAAUACUCUGUAUGACUAUCAGUCACCCAAGAAAGUUACUUUUAAACUCCUUGGUAACGAGACAAACAAACAAAUUCUCCAAUCAGAUUUGAGCAGAAAAUUGGGCUAUCAAACAGACACAGCUGAUGCACAACCAGAGCAAAAUUCCGUUCCUCCCCCAAACAGUAGGCUUAUUGUCCAACCCUCACAACCUCGGUACAAGAAAGGUAUGAAUGCAAAGUUCCUUCGACAGAAUCCUCGCUUCAUCAAUGAGCCCAUACGCCACAUCCUACCCAAUGAGAUGAGCACUUCAGUGGAGGAUUGUCUGCACUGGGAUCACGGGAAGGAUGAGGGUAUUCUGAGGAAAGCUACUACUCACAACUUGGACUCCACAUCUCAUUCUGAUUAUCAAUAUCUGCCUGGUAACCAAAGACCACCUCCUCUUCAUAAACACAUCACACUUGCUAAAGGAAUCGUUCCGCUAAUCAACGAGCCAUCACGCAUUUCUGGGGGCUCAAAGGUCAAGGAGCACAUAUCCUAUCAACACCAAUACAACUGCAGGACAGAACCCAGCGAGCCACUGAGGGGAAAGCUUCAUGGGAGUUUUGUAUGGAAACCGUCAUCUAUAAAUUCAACUGAACACACUGACUGAUGCAAUAAUACACAGUAGCAUGUAUGAUAAUUAUAACUAAGCUAUAAUCCCCGGGCCCCCCUUACUAUUUUCUUUGUGUGCACUCAUUAUCAUUGGAUAUCAAAAAUAAACGAUCACAA
Molecule: messenger RNA, 791 nt
Organism: Halichondria panicea
Lineage: Eukaryota; Metazoa; Porifera; Demospongiae; Suberitida; Halichondriidae
Exons: 4
Coding region: 1-672 (223 amino acids)
Source: RefSeq, a predicted model, not a curated record